Molecule: messenger RNA, 2521 nt
Organism: Hippoglossus stenolepis (Pacific halibut)
Lineage: Eukaryota; Metazoa; Chordata; Actinopteri; Pleuronectiformes; Pleuronectidae
Gene: gfap
Product: glial fibrillary acidic protein
Exons: 9
Coding region: 33-1388 (451 amino acids)
Biological process (GO): regulation of chaperone-mediated autophagy; intermediate filament organization
Cellular component (GO): cytoplasm; cell projection; intermediate filament
Molecular function (GO): structural constituent of cytoskeleton
Source: RefSeq, a predicted model, not a curated record
GUCUGUGCCCCAGGCGAGCUUCAUUCCCCAUCAUGGAGAGUCAGAGAAUCCAGUCCUCGUACAGGAAGCGUUAUGGGCCUCAGGGCUUGAGCUCCACAGCCGCCAGAAUCGGGAGCCUUCCCUCCAAUCGCUUCUCAUGGCACGGCUCCCCUCGAAACGUCACCCACUCCAGCCCCAUAUCCAGGAUCUCCCUGGGCUCCACCAACACGGGCUUUUUCCCGGGGAGCCCCGCCGACCGGCUGGACUUCUCCGCUGAGUCCCUGAUGAAGGCCCAAUUCAAGGAGACUCGCACCAACGAGAAGUUGGAGAUGAUGGGCCUGAACGACCGGUUUGCCAGCUUCCUCGAGAAGGUGCGCAUGCUGGAGCAGCAGAACAAGGUUCUGGUGGUGGAGCUGAACCAGGUGAAGGGGAAGGAGCCCAGCCACCUGGGAGACAUCUACCAGGAGGAGCUGAGAGAGCUGCGGCGGCAGGUGGACGGUCUCACUAACGGCAAAGCUCGGCUGGAGAUAGAGAGGGACAACCUGGCCGCAGAUGUGGGAACACUGAAGCAGAGGCUGCAGGACGAGAUGGGCCUCAGACAGGAUGCAGAGAACAACUUGAACGCCUUCAGACAGGAUGUGGACGAGGCUUCUUUAAAUCGUGUCCAGUUAGAGAGGAAGAUCGAUGCCCUGCAGGACGAGAUCAACUUCCUGAAGAAGAUCCAUGAGGAGGAGAUUCGUGACAUACAGGAGCAGAUCAUGUCCCAGCAGGUGCACGUUGACCUGGAUGUGUCCAAACCCGACCUGACUGCUGCCCUGAGAGACAUCAGGGUCCAGUAUGAAACCAUGGCCUCCUCAAACAUGCAGGAGACGGAGGAGUGGUACCGAUCCAAGUUUGCUGACAUGACAGACGCUGCCAAUAGAAACACAGAAGCCCUGCGCCAAGCCAAGCAAGAGGCCAACGAAUACCGGCGCCAGGUCCAAGUGGUGACCUGUGACAUGGAGGCUCUCCGUGGAGCAAACGAGUCUCUGGAGCGCCAGCUCCGGGAGAUGGAGGACCGCUUCGCCAUGGAGACCGCCGGUUAUCAGGAUACAGUGAACCGUAUGGAGGAGGAGAUCCAUGCCCUGAAGGAUGAGAUGGCGAGGCACCUGCAGGAGUACCAGGACCUCCUCAACGUCAAGCUGGCCCUGGACAUCGAGAUCGCCACCUACAGGAAGCUGCUGGAGGGAGAGGAGAGCAGGAUCACUAUUCCAGUUCAGAGCUUUUCCAACCUGCAGUUUAGAGAAACUAAUCUGGACACCAAACCCCCAGAGGCCCAUGUGAAGAGGAGCAUCCUGGUUCGAACUGUGGAGACCAGAGACGGGGAGAUCAUUAAGGAUUCGACCACUGAACACAAAGAUCUUCCUUAAACCAGCUCUCCCAUCUCAUCCUCCGUAACAAUAUGAGGAUUUUCAAUUCGUAUUAUCACUUUUUGUUGUUGUUUCCAAACCCCAAAGCUGACCUGUCAGAGUCAUCACAUCAUUUUAUAUGUCUCUCCUUUAUUGUCAUCCUUAGACUAAACUAUUUACUGCCUUACACUCAUGUUGUAACCACGAAAUACGACGAAACGUCAUCACUAAUUUCUGCCCUGAAAAAUCCAUGUUUAGCUUUUCGUACAGCUCCACUUGUUAGCCUGAGUUAAUCCUAAAUGGUCUGUAGCUUGUUCCAGUGAAGAAAAAGGACUGGAAUUUACUGGUAAUAUGUUUAAUUUUAACUUGGACUGACAUACCUAAUUUAUAGCAUUGUUUCUGAUUAGCUGGUGUAGAGGAGGCCUCGAAAUGUAGCGGUCAGCUAAUACGUAGCGUGGUGGAGGUCGACAUGUGGUUAUUGUGUAUGUGAAUUAUGGUGAGGAAGAUGCAAGAGGGAGUUUGGGCUUCUCGCAGAUGUCAGAGUGGGAUUCGGGCAGGGAAUGAGAGAUUUGUGUAUGUUAGAGCAACGUUUGGCAGAAAGUGAAUCUUAAACAGAUUUUUUUUUUUUUACUUUUGACUUGGUGCUAUUUUACGUCUCAUUUGUUUGCUGCAGCAGCCACACGUUGCUUUAAGGUCCUGCACACAUGAACAAGUCUUACAUGCUUCUGACUAAACCUGCUCUAGGGUUUGAAUAUGGCCGAGCUGCGCUGGUUUGUUUCCAUGAUCUUCUGCUGCUGCUGUGAAUGUGUAGAACUUUAUCUAACCGAGAGGAAAACAAAGACAGGAUCUGUCUGUUCUGGUCUGUAGACACUGUGUCCAGGCAUUAAACUUACAGAUACGUACACUCACUGUAUUUAACCUUAUUCUGACACAGAGGAAGUACACUGCACAAAGCACACGAGAGCAGGACAAGAAAUCACUGCAGAGUCUUAAAUGUAACUGAACUAUACUGUAUUUUAACACAGAGAUGCAUCUACUCAUGCGUGUUUUAGCAUCUCAACUGCAAAUGAAGUGGUUUAUUUCUCGUCAGCUUUGCGGCAGUCAUCUGUGAGAAAAGUUUUACCUGAAUAAAUAAACAAUAACAAUUUCUAGUC